ACACCGGGGCGGAAUCACCUCUUCCAACGGUCUAUGGAAUCGAGGAAACCACGAACGGAACGAAGAAUCAAAUCGUAUCCUCGGAGUGCCGCUGUAUGCCCACGCCACCCACAUAUGCGCACCAGACAUGCAUACCAGACGCUCUCGACAACCAAUGUUUGAUGUUUUGGUGUCUGAUCACCUUUGUGACCGUCUCUUUACUGACUAUGUGAUUUAGAAAGAUGUUCAUCGGUGGUUUGAACUGGGAGACUACCGAAGAAUCCCUCAAGAACUACUUCUCGCAAUUCGGAGAAGUCAGCGAGUGCACCGUCAUGCGCGACAGUGCGACUGGCCGCUCUCGCGGUUUCGGCUUCCUCACGUUCAGGGAUCCCAAGUGCGUAAACAUCGUCAUGGUAAAGGAGCACUACCUAGACGGAAAGAUCAUCGACCCGAAGCGAGCCAUCCCUCGUGAGGAGCAAGAGCGGACGAGCAAGAUCUUCGUAGGCGGGGUCAGCCAAGAGGCUUCCGAGGAGGACUUCAAGAACUUCUUCAAGCAGUUUGGCCGAGUCGUGGACGCCACGUUGAUGAUGGACAAGGACACUGGCAGACCCCGUGGAUUCGGAUUCGUCACGUUCGAUGGCGACGCCGCUGUCGACGCUUGUCUGUCAGGUCCGCUGCAGAUCCUUGGCAAGCCCAUCGAGGUCAAGCGGGCUCAGCCGCGCGGUAACAUGCGAGACGAUGAUGAUGGGCGGAAGUUCGGUCGUGGCGGUGGUAGGUACGGAAGCCGCGACAGCGGCGAUCGCAACGCCGGCUUCUCCGCGGAUUCCAAUCAAACCCAAAACCAGAACCAAGGCGGGGCCACCGGCCAGAUGACCCCGGCGAUGAUGGCUCAGUACUGGCAACGCAUGCAGCAGUACUUCCGUCAGAUGCAGCAAAACCUUGCGGCUUCAGCCGGCGGCAUGCCAAACCCAAUGGGUGGUAUGCCCGGAGGCAUGAAUCCUGCGAUGAUGGGCAUGAUGGGAGGCAUGAGCCCAGGCUCUGGCAGCCCGAACCCAGCUGUGAUGGGCGGCCCGAUGAACCCUGCUAUGAUGCAACAGAUGCAACAACUGCAGCAAAUGCAGAUGAAUCAGGGCGGUGGUUACGGAGGAGGCAACCAGGCCAUGAUGGGAGGAGGACCCCGACCCGGCUACACCGCGAUUGAGCAGCAGAUAUUCGAGCAGCAGAAGUACGAGCAACAGCAGGCCCGUCGUAUGCAACAGCAGGCCGGCUACGGUGGACAAGGUGGACCUACGAGCUGGGAGGGCAUGUACGACGACAUCCCGCAGCCAUCGAAUCCGGUCCAACCUGGCUUUCCUGGCGGUGGAGCUGGCCAUCAUAUGCCUAGGGGCGGCCACUUCAAGCCUGCAAUCAAGAGGGAAAUCAAGCCGGGCAAUGCUCCUGCAAAUGCUCCAACCGGACCGAAGAACGCGGGCAAGCCGGGUGCCAACUAUCGCGGCGGCGGCCGAAACGCCAACUACCGUCAUAACCCGUAUGGUGGUGGCCGCAACGCUUGAGUGGCCGCACCAGAGGGGCCGGAGUAGCUCGAGCGCACCUCGACUGUCAGGUACCUUAGGUUGGACUAGCCAGCUGUUCAGCUGGCUUUACGCCUAAGCUCC
This is a messenger RNA of Trematosphaeria pertusa, 1634 nucleotides long. RefSeq names its product RNA-binding domain-containing protein. The coding region runs from base 222 to 1532 and encodes 436 amino acids. Lineage: Eukaryota; Fungi; Ascomycota; Dothideomycetes; Pleosporales; Trematosphaeriaceae. The record is from RefSeq and is a predicted model, not a curated record. Gene Ontology annotation, molecular function: RNA binding. The transcript has 3 exons.